This is a messenger RNA of Ailuropoda melanoleuca (giant panda), 8764 nucleotides long. RefSeq names its product ribosomal modification protein rimK like family member A (gene RIMKLA). Gene Ontology annotation, biological process: protein modification process. Gene Ontology annotation, molecular function: ATP binding; N-acetyl-L-aspartate-L-glutamate ligase activity; metal ion binding. The transcript is spliced from 5 exons. Lineage: Eukaryota; Metazoa; Chordata; Mammalia; Carnivora; Ursidae. Bases 66 to 1241 code for a protein of 391 amino acids. Gene Ontology annotation, cellular component: cytoplasm. The record is from RefSeq and is a predicted model, not a curated record.
CCCGAGCGAGCGGCCCGGGGCGUCGAGGGGGCCCGCGCUCGCCGGGCGCCGCCGCCCUGGCCGCCAUGUGCUCCCAGCUUUGGUUCCUGACGGACCGGCGCAUCCGCGAGGACUACCCGCAGGUGCAGAUCCUGCGCGCCCUCCGGCGGCGCUGCUCCGAGCAGGACGUGCGCUUCCGGGCGGUGCUCAUGGACCAGAUCGCCGUCACCGUCGUCGGCGGCCACCUCGGCCUUCAGCUGAACCAGAAGGCGCUCACCACUUUCCCAGAUGUGGUGCUCGUGCGGGUGCCCACCCCUUCAGUGCAGUCGGACAGCGACAUCACGGUCCUGCGCCACCUGGAGAAGCUGGGCUGCCGCCUUGUCAACCGCCCCCAGAGCAUUUUAAACUGCGUCAACAAGUUCUGGACUUUCCAGGAGCUGGCUGGACAUGGGGUUCCCAUGCCAGACACCUUCUCCUAUGGUGGGCACGAAGACUUUUCCAAGAUGAUUGAUGAGGCUGAGCCCCUGGGCUACCCGGUCGUGGUGAAGAGCACACGCGGACACCGGGGAAAAGCUGUUUUUCUUGCAAGAGAUAAGCAUCACCUCUCAGACAUCUGCCAUCUGAUCCGCCAUGAUGUGCCCUACCUGUUCCAGAAGUAUGUGAAGGAGUCGCACGGCAAAGAUAUCCGGGUGGUGGUGGUAGGGGGCCGGGUGAUAGGCUCUAUGCUUCGCUGCUCCACGGACGGCCGGAUGCAAAGCAACUGCUCUCUCGGUGGUGUGGGCGUCAUGUGCCCGCUGACAGAACAAGGCAAGCAGUUGGCUAUUCAGGUGUCCAACAUCCUGGGCAUGGACUUCUGUGGCAUCGACCUCCUCAUCAUGGACGACGGCUCCUUCGUGGUGUGUGAGGCAAACGCCAACGUUGGCUUCCUGGCCUUCGACCAGGCGUGCAAUUUAGAUGUGGGUGGCAUCAUCGCGGACUACACCAUGUCCUUGCUGCCCAGUAGGCAGACUGGCAAGAUGGCUGUCCUCCCGGGACUGUCCAGUCCCAGGGAGAAGAAGGAGCCAGACGGCUGCGCGUCAGCUCAGGGAGUUGCAGACGGCGCCUAUGCCGUCAACAAUGGGUCUACCUCUAGUGAGAGCGAGCCCGAACUGGGGGAGAUCCGGGAUUCCUCAGUGAGCACGACGGGGGGCCCGCCCCCCAUGCUGCCAGAACCCGGCUACAACAUUAACAACAGGAUUGCUUCAGAAUUAAAACUUAAGUGAAUUCCUGCUUUUUGGCAGCAUUUAAACCAAAUCCUACCGCUUCCCUAUAGUUUUGAGUGAAUAGAAUCUGGACUAAUGUGAUUUCAUUUGCACAGAAACUAGAAAUCCCAUCUGGGCACUCAGCAUUCUUUCUAACGAUGAUUUAAGCAAACGGCUUAGCUUUGUGGUUUUUACAGAGACUAAUUAUAAAAACACUCACCAAGAGCAACAUCCUGACCGAUGGACUCGAGACCGAUGUCUGCUGCGAGCACUUGGAUACUACGGCUGACGUUUAAGGCGCUGACUGUGUGCUGCUGCUUCUGGCUGUUACCAGCAGAGCCCGUGAACUCAGCUCCCGGCAGGAGGCACCACCGGAUGGAGGCGGGUGCAGAAGAGAUGGGUCGCGACUGCAGUCCCGUGCUCUUCCAUACGCGCGUGUGUGUGUGUGUGUGAGAUGCUGGAAGAAUACACGGUUCAGUCUCUGCUCCCCGUCAAUCACCAUCUUGGCCAUACUUCUCUGACACUCAGGAUAUGGUGUUUAAGGGAGCUUCCUCAUUAGCAUUUUCGAUGAAGCACUUUGUAGAAAGUUUGAGGUGGGACGCUAUUUGACUUCACUGGCUGGCAGAUAGAUACCCUGCUGCGUAACCGGGGCUUUCUACAAAUUGCUUUGCCACUCCGAACUUACAGACCCUGCUUCAACUAAUGCCAGCCCCAGCAGCCUCUUGCACCUUUGCUGCCUUUGGCCUCAGCUGGAAAUGCACUUCAAUGAGCUAGUGGCCACACACUUUAUUUCUUAUGCGUGCACUAGAAUCGAACGCCAUGACUUUCCUGUCAGUGGACUCUGUUCAUUUGUCAUCCAGAAGCCGGUGGGUUUUUAUCAUAGAAAGCUACUGGAAGAUAAUCAUUUUCCCCCUUCUCUCCUAAAACUUUGUGUACUGCUCAGCUGUAGAAAGUUUUCUUGUAUGCGCUGGUGUUGUGGGCCUGUUGGUAGAGAGAGCCAUUGGAGACACACUCUAACCCCCUUGACAUUCUAGUCCUAGCCAGGUUCCAGACACCUGUCCGUACCCACUUUUUCCAAACUGGGGAGACUCAGGGAUUACUCAUUGCACAUUUGGGGGGGGGUUGGAUAAUGUAGAAAGGACACCAAGUGCUUUUCAUUUCAACUCUUUAAGCAGUAGAUGACUGUCCUUCUCUUGGGUGCGAUCGUGGAGAUGGCGUUUAAUGACGUAUCCUGAGAAGGAGCCAGACUCCCUUUUUAACCAAAUACACGAAAACAUGAGCGCUCAAGAGUUACCGUAACCCCUGUUACUUCCUCAGGAGACCGCACUCCUGAGCUGGGGUGUUGUAUGGGCCGAGAACAGGUAGAAUUCCUCUUAGGAAUUGUCUCUGAAGCCACGCAAGGAAAGAGGCCUCACAACCUUAUAGUCAGACUUCAGUUUUCACGCCACCCCUCCCCGGGGCGUAGUCCCAAGCUCCAUCACCUAUUUUGCUUAUCAGAUUUACCUUCUAACGCUCUUUGGCUGUUAAAAAAAAUCAUCCCUCAAAACAUAAAUCUACCCGUAAAGGACAACAGUGAGGAAGCUUUACAAGUGGACAGUUUCCAAGGAAGGCUCUAGAAACAGUCUGAGUUAAGGUCAGCUUCACUGGAGUAAACAUGCAUCUUCCCAAGGUGACUAGUUUGAAGGCAGCAACACCCGUUUGGGUGUAUCAAUUCCUGUACUUACUCUGCUGUCAAUGUAAGAUGUGUAUACAGUCAAAACUAUUACAUUUUUUACAACACAUUUAAAUAGAAAUUGGCUUUUAAAAUAUUGUGGCUAAAAGCACAUCUCACCAAGUGACACUUAGACAAUUGAAAAACGUUUGGCUCCGUGUCCUGGAGAUGUUGUAUUACACAAUGGUAGUUGAAAUGCAGUCCAACAUGGGGUGCGUGCCACUCCGUUGUGACUCUAGUAAUGUGUCUUGUACAGCUGACAAAUGAUUAUACUUAGCACCUUUGUGCAGGUUAAGACAUUCACCUUAUCUCUACCACUCAGGGUGGGUUUAGAAGGAUAGUUCUAGGUCUGUUCUUGUUGGAAUUGUCCAAAUGCUUUCUACGUAAACAUCUGAACCAAGUAAUGACCUUCUGGAAGCUGCAUUCACGCAUUCCCACUGUUCAGUGAAAGCCCAGUCUCCCCACUUUAUCCAAAAGGACACUAGCAGGCCCUGUCCCGAGCAGAGCAGCUAAGGGAUGCUUCCAGAUUUGUCAAAGAGGGCCCAUCUUCCAGCUGCUAGUGACAUGUAUAGUCAUUGUCACCAUUGCUUGAAAUCUAGCCCAGCCUGGAAGCAGAGAAAGCCGGAUCACAGCUCCCGCCUCCCUGCCCUGCCACCCCCCUGGAUUUCCCAUACCCGCUGUGGGCCCUGUGAGCCUUGGUCAUGGGUCUAGGUAGGCUACACUCAUUACAGCUGCCUGCAAGGCCUGCUGGAAGGAACAUGGGACACACAGCCAGUUCCUGGUUCUGGCUCCCCCCUUAAAGAGCCGACAACCUUGCACAAUCAGGUAGGCUCUGCCUUUCGUUUUUCCAUUCUUCCAAUAGGGGACGUGCCUGUUUACCUCUUGAGGGUGCUUUGAGGUUGAAGUGAGCUCAUUAAUGAGACCGUGCGUCACGUGGGAGGUGGUAGGAGAACUCCUCCCACACCUGGUUUUGUGAGUCUCUCAUCACCCCUCCUCCGAGGGAGUCGAGGAAGAAAGAGGCCACGAAUUCUUGGCGUUAGCACACGCAGCAGUGGUAGGGGGCCUGAAAAGGGAUGCAGCUUCUCAGAGGCCUUACCGCCUGAAAGGAGUAAGGCUCGGUGUAUUCACACAGCCUUCUGGAUGUAUCGUGUGUAACCUGAAACUCCUGACCCCUGUACCAACCAACAGUCUUCCCUGUGUAACGAAAUUGCAGCAUCUGUGUGCGGUCUUCCCAUUACCUGAUAGUAGCAUCUUAAAACUGGUCAAAACUUGAAUGCCAAUAGCUCCGUCACUCAGAAUAUAUAUGAUUCUGCACUUGGGAAAAAUGUCUUCAUGCUAUCUGUCUGAUUGCUGAGGGGUACGGGUUUGCGAGUAUGUGGAUUUGGGGCUUUAGGUCUUUAAAGUCUGAUAAAACAGUGUAAGUGGAUUAUAAGCUCUUACUAUCACCAUUGCAGACUCAUCACUCCCAGCUAAGAGGGGAUUCCAUGACAACUGGGGAUGGGGAAAGGAGGAAAAGGAAGGAGAAAGGUCUUGGAUAGUUUUAUGCUGUUUCAGGGGAAGAAAUACAUUGGGAUUUGGAAUUCCAGGGGGAACACGAACAAAUGGCUCUUCUGGGGGUUGUUUAGAUGGAAGAAUCAUGCACACGUAUUCAUUAGAGGUAGGGAUCUUUGACGCUCUUCUGUUUAAAGAAAAUAAAUCCCAUGGAUUCUCCUCGGUCUUGGGGAAGUGGGAGAGACAUGGCUCGGUGCUUCCUUAGGUCCUGAUGGAUGCUGGUCUUGAUGCAAGUGGAGGGGAGAUGGAGGCGGCUUGCAGGGGGUUCCAGGGUCCCCCAGGUAACCUCUGCUUUUCUGCAGAAUGUCCUGUGCGGGCAGGCCUGGAGCCACAGUGCUCUGAGGGGGGUCUAAGGAGCCACGUCAGAGUGAAUCCAAAGCCAGUAGAACGGGGCACCGCAGCUUACCUCCCUUGCAGCUGCAGGUGACGCCUCUGUUCGCUGUCAGUCUGUGCAGAUGUCUGGGGACGAGCCCUGACAACAGCCGUCUUUGUCACUGUCAUGAAGCCCGUGUUCUUCCAUCUGCUGCUACAGCCUAAUAGCUAAGGCUUGUGCCGUUUUUGACUUUCUCUGAGACUCGAGAUCAGAUCAUGACUUUAAAAUGCUUUUACCUGGAAGACCCCCUCUCCCCCCAGCUCAGGAAUAUGUUGUCGGAAUCCUUCCUGAAAACUGCAUCAUGCUUCCAUUCCAAGUCUCUGGCCAGACCCUGCAGCCCUCCCUUCUAAAGCACACAGCUGAGUAUGACAGCUUGAUGUUCCUUCUCCCGGUGUGGCUCCCGUGGCACUCCCGUGGGCCCUGUGCUGGCGUCCUCCCCCCACCCCCCACCCCCGUUUGGUAGUCUCGCUGUGCCAUUUCAUGUUCACUGUGGCUCCGAGGCAACACAGAAAGUCACCCACCAAGCCAGAUUUUUUUUUAAAGAUUUUAUUUAUUUGAGAGAGAUUGAGAGAGCGCACGAGCAACGGGGUGGGGCAGCGGGAGAGAGAGAAGCCGACUGCCCGCUGAGCAGAGACCCUGGGAUCAGGAUCUCAGCGGAAAGCAGACGCUUAACCGACUGAGCCACUCCGGUGCCCCAUCAAGCCAGAUUCGAGGACAUGGGAAUAACAGCCCUCCGGACAUGAAUUCAGUCCCCCAUUUUAUAGACGGAGGAUCCGAGUCCCAGGGGCCACGACCACUUAGCUAGUUGGCCGCAGAGCCGGGACACCGGCAGUCCGAUGCCCGUUCUGGUUUAGCACCCUGCCAGAGCUGGCUGUUCUUCCCUAGUGCUUAGCACUUGCUGUCAUCCUGGACUCCCGGCUGCCCUUUCCCCCACUAAGCCUCUGCUCCGGAUCGACGUGGCGUGGGCGUGCCAGCUCUGAAGGCUUCACCUCUUGGAUGGCUUAAAUGAGAGCCCUAGAGGCGUAUGUGAGAUUUCUAUGGUGCAAGCUGGCACAUGGCCUGCGCCUUCAGACCCUCCAAGACCAUUCAGCCCCACCUCACACCAUCAGUGAUGGAUGAGAGGGGGAAGGCCCCUGCUGGGCUGGCUGAAGGCUCCCUUGGUCCCAACUUGGCUGGCGUUUCCCCACUGCGGAUGUCUUGGACGUGUGGAGGAGGCCUUUGUGGGCCUCUGUGGAGGUCAAGGGCUUGAAGGUCCCAAACUUCUUCCAUCGGGCACUCCUGCAGGGGGAUCCUGACUGAUGCACGUGUUCCAGCUGCAAAGAGCCACAAAGUCAAAAGUGUCCUCCCACUUCAGUUCCACAGCACGUUCACCUGCGGCCAGCCACUAGGCCAGAUUCUUACCUCUUGUGGCCCAUGUGUCAGCCGGGGCCCAUGUAGGCCUUGAGACCCGGGCGUGUCUGAUAACUGGGCCUUUGGGUGUCUGUGAUCUCUAAGGAGCCGACGUUCGGCAGCCACGGCUGACUCCAGACUUCCGCCUCAUGUUAAGUAACGAUGGGGUCUCCUCCCUGCGGUCCAUCAAUGCCACGAAGCUCAGUUCUCUCUCCUGUUCCCACACACAACGAAAUUCAAACGCGCCAGUGUGUGUGGGUGCGUGUUUUCAAUGACGUGGGAGCCAACGGAAGACAUUACAGCAACGCAGACACGGUACCCCCUUUGUAAAGUGUUCUUUGGAUACACCACCAAGGAACCCAUCACCUUCUACCCCACACGUACCCGUCUCCCUACUUGGGAUAAACCAGAUCCACUUACGUUCUCCGGUACGGCAGUAUGGUCAGUCCUUUUCUUACUGUGAUUCUUGCCAAUGCCCUGACCUUCGAGAUCUCCCCUUCUCCAGCGGGUGGCUUAGUAAAGGCAUUUUCCUAAACAAAGAUGGCUCCCUCAAGAGGAACUCUAAUGUCAUCUCUCAAGGGGAUACAUUUUUCACCCGCACUAUGCUACCCAGGCAUCACAAACAGCCAGAGUCCCCACCGUCAGGGUCUUCACGCUCUGUGGAAGGCAGCACGGGCUCCCGUCAGUCGUGCCAGUUGGAGUUAGACAUCCUCGGUGCCAAUCCCAACUCCAUAACCUAGAGCUCGUGUGACCUUGGGAGAGUCCCAGAAUCUUGCCAAACCUUCGUUUCUCUACCUAUGAAUGUGAUUAUUUAAUAAACAGUCGUGAGUGUGAAGCGCUGAGCCACGUGCCUCGCUUUCCGCAGCCUCCUGCCCGCUGUCAGCCACAAGCAGCUCCUGCCCGCGGUGGUGGCUCCGUGCCAAGGGAGGGGAGCCGGCGACAGCGGCUUUACGGCCGGGAGGCCGAGGAGGGCUGGCGGCGGCUCGUGCACGCCAUGGUCUGGGCUUCACAGUUGGAACGUUCCGUCCGUCCUUGAAAUCCUAGGAUGCCGUAGAGUGUGAGAUCUGGAGGUUUUGGCUUAAUAAUGAAUUUGAAGGAAAGGCUGCCUCGGACACCUGGGAGGCUGCAAGCUGGCGAGCAGCCUGACCUUGGGUGGUUUAGCACCUGGUUUCUUCGGCUUUUCCUGUAUGAGGUUUGCUGGCUUUGCAUCAGAUGGAAGGAGGAGGUGCCAGGGACUUGCAUGGAAUCUGUCAGACAGAGGGUGAGGGGAGUGCAGGAGGCCAGGGCUGCGCAGGGAGCUCCGAGAGCCCAGCAGCACCAUCUGGACUUGGCGGGGCUGACAGCCCUGAGAGCAGAACGAAGCAGCCAGUCAAGUGGCUCAUAUUCCUGCUGUCCUGCGCCUGUCCUGAGGGAGGCUCCCAGCAUCUCCUGUCUGGAAAGAAGGCUCAUCUCCUGCGAGGGGGGCUGGGGCUCUCAGUGCCUCUGCAGGACCGACAGAGGUCUCUGGGAAGACGGGAUUCGGCAGGUGGCUGGUUUGGUGUAGUCCCCCCCGGAGGUGGUGCCCGCGUGCCACUGGGCUGCUGGAGCCCGCUCGUGUGGCCCAGGAGAGGGGAUCAGCGUUUGCAGGAAUUUAGUGAGCUGGCUCUGAAACACAGCCAUCAUUUAAAAAAAAAAUUAAAGUGAUAUCAACAUAUAAUGAAAGUAUAUUACAAAAAAUAAAGUAUAUUAAAAACAUAGGUAAUAAAUACUCAAAACUCAUCACUUCCCUAUUAUUUUACUGCAUUUUUCUGUUAUGGAUGCUCUCGGGGUUAUGCUGUCGGAUCCUCGAGGCGGAAACGCCCUUUGACGAAAGGAUGAAGGGCGUGCUGCUGCGCGUCUCUGCAAAGGCCACCGUUUGGUGACAUCACGUUGGCGACUUGACAUCAGCCCUGGUGGGAUAUGUGCUCCCCCAGAGAUGGGCAGAUGCCGCAUAUCAAGUUUCUAUCCCCGGAGGGCUGGUUGUGACACGCCGAGCAGCACACCACUGCUACCCGGUGACCGAGAAAGACAUGGAGCUACGUGAGCGCUGAAACCGCUCGUUCCAGGGAGGCUGGCCUGGGCGAUGCAUUUCUUGAAGCAGGUGUCCUGGUAGAAUGUGCAGAACCGACCAAGAAAAAUGCUAGAAAACGCUGCUUCUCCGCUUGUUUUGUCUUGCUUCUGUUUUCCACACGUGAGACAUGUGUUUCGUUGGCUUCUCCGCUUGGGAGUGAUUUGUGAGUUCUGUCUCACUGCGGGCUGUACUUCGGCUCAGUUCCCCUUCAGGAACGUGAGUCGUUGUUUCCCCUGCCUAACUGGCAAACUGAAAAUGUGCUGUUUACGAGGGAUAUACCUUAGCCAGGCGCUGAGAGAGCUCAUUUCCAAGUGGUUUCUACAGCAAUAACAGUGUUAACUUCUCCAACAGGGAAGAAAUCAUUUAUAAAUGAUUGUUUUGCUGUCUUUGCUUUUUAUUAAAAUUAUUACUGUGGAACAAGAUGCUUUGUG